AUGGCGUACCUCAACAGCCUCCCUGAUCUCCCCGAGAUUGUACGCGACUCGCGACUGAAUGCGACAUUCCACACCGACGGCCGGCAGUCCUACAUUGUCCACAAGCGCGGAGGCGCCCACCGGCGCGCGAAGGAAACACAGGAUGUAUGGGUUCACGAGAAACACUUGGGCUCAGGCGGCUACGGACGCGUCGACGUCCAGUCCAGGAGGUCGAAUCAGCCGGGGCCGCGGCAGCUGCGCGCCGUCAAAACGAUCUUGAUAUCAGACAAGGAGCUGCGAUCUAGGAGGGAUUUCUAUGUCCGCGAGCUGGAAGCGAUCAUUAAGUUCUCCCAAGUCAGAUACGAUGACCUGUUCGUCAAGACCUACGGCUGGUACGCGAGCGACAACCAUUUGUUCAUUGCGAUGGAAUACUGCGAACUCGGCGACCUCCACAAAUAUCUCAAGACACGCCCCGACCGACGGUUACCCGAAGAUCAGACUCGCGAAAUCGCUUCGCAAGUGCUGGAUGCUCUGUCACGAAUGCACGAGGAGAACUUUGCGCAUGGAGACCUCAAGCCACAUAAUAUCCUGAUCAAACACCGACCUCCGGAUCCAUGGGUAGUCAAAUUAAGCGAUUUUGGCAUCAGUCGACGAAGCCGGAACGAAGAAACCGCCCCCAGCCCGAUCACGACCGUUCGAGGAACAGACGGCUUUAUGCCACCUGAACUACUGAAUAUCAGCGGUAGCAGCUCCAAGUCUAUCGAUCUCUACGCGGCAGACAUGUGGUGCGUCGGGGAAUCCAUCUUUCGAAUCCUCACGGGGCGGCCUACCUUUGAGAAUACGCAAGACUUGUACGGAUACUACUUCAAGGUCGGCCAGUUCCCGGUGCAGGUACUCAGAGAUGCGCAGGUCAGUGAGCAGGCCAUUGCGUUUCUGAGCUCACUUGUGGUUUGCAACCCAUCGGAACGACUCACGGCAAAACAAGCCUUGUCUCACCCGUGGAUCAUGAUGGCUGUGCCCGAAUCACCUGUCUUCAAGUUCUCCGAUAGUCUUGCCGUGAGCAGGUCUUACACGAACCUCUUCCGUCAUACCCUGGCCUCACGGAUGCAACAGGCGUUCGAGGAAGAAGCGUCUGGGACCUGGGACACACAGACGCAGCCGAUGGACGCUUUGGAAGACGAUGAGGGGCUGGAGUUGCAAAUUCCAAAUGCGAAGCCGAAAGUGGGAGUCCCUGGAGAGCAGCCUGAUCUCAACCAGCCGGCUCACAAAGCAUCGUUCUCACUGGCUGAGCCGGCUUCUGGUUCAUGGUCGACUGGGACAUUACAUAAAAAGAGUCAAAGCCUAGAUCUCACAGAUAUGGGACCGGCAACUGGAUUGCAGCGUAGAGGGUUCCUGAAAAGACCAAAUGGUGCUGCCCCGAGACGAUAUCGCAGGACAUCCAAAGAUGAGCCAAAAGCUCCGGUGGACCAAGGCGCCUUCGCCCAACAAGAAACAAGGCUUCAGCUUGAGGCAAACGAGCAUUUGAGAAAAGGCCAAUAUGAAGAUGCCGCGUGGCUUCUGCAAGAGCUCUCAAUCUUGAAAUCGAAACUACCGGGAAUAGAACGCCAACCAAGCCAAGAACAAAUCGAACAGGAAAAGCUGCACGUGGUUGCGCAGAACUUGCGCCUCGCUGAGACCGAAGGUGAGAAGUGUCGUGCGAUGGGGUAUCUUGCCAUUACCUUGUUCAAAAUGGACAUGUAUGUGAGCGCCGAGUUCUGCUAUCUGGAUUUCAUCAAGCGAGAGAAGGAAUCGCUUUCUGGGCCAACGGUUCAAUUCAAUCCCUGUCUCGUGGAGCGCGAGAAUCUCAUCAGGCUAGACAGUUUUCUUAUUGACCUGGCACACACACUUGUUCGACAAGAGAAAAUCGACGAUGCGAAGCAUGUUUACGAAGAGGUCAUCUCGCACAAGACCGAGUUAUAUGAUAUCGCGCAUCAGGAAACUAUCGACGUCAUGUAUGAGCUUGCCGAGGUGCUGAAAUCCAGAGACAAGUUCGAGGAUGCGAAGCGCGUCUACGAAGAUGCCGUGAGAGCAAGAAGGGCGAAGUUAGGGGAGACUAAUCCUCUAACCCUCGAGAGCAAGACACGACUACAGAAACUAGAGGAGAUGAUGGGAACUCGGAUUGACCCCUCAGCUCAACAGCAUCUUCAACAAAGCAAGCCCAAGUUCUUAGCCAGGAAGCCGAUCCCAGAUCUCAAACUAGAGGAUGUCGAAGAUAAGAAGGCCGAGAGGAACGAAGAGCUGGACCACAUUCCUCUCCCAGAUAAGGAGCGGGGCUCAAAAGAAGAAGAACAUUCACUGAGUCUUCAAACUGCCCAGAGAUCCAGCGGCUGGAAGGAACCGUCACCCCGGGGAACGUCUGGAUUUCCGGGUGCGCCCAGCGGCCAUAAGAGUACGGCCAAGUGGAAAAAGUAUUGUCUUUGCGGGCUUGCUUAA
Molecule: messenger RNA, 2451 nt
Organism: Clonostachys rhizophaga
Lineage: Eukaryota; Fungi; Ascomycota; Sordariomycetes; Hypocreales; Bionectriaceae
Source: the annotation of a GenBank genome assembly